Gambusia affinis (western mosquitofish) is the source of this 2646-nucleotide messenger RNA. RefSeq names its product angiopoietin-like 4 (gene angptl4). Gene Ontology annotation, molecular function: enzyme inhibitor activity. NCBI's taxonomy places the organism in Eukaryota, Metazoa, Chordata, Actinopteri, Cyprinodontiformes, Poeciliidae. The transcript has 7 exons. Bases 115 to 1512 code for a protein of 465 amino acids. Gene Ontology annotation, biological process: triglyceride homeostasis. The record is from RefSeq and is a predicted model, not a curated record.
UAGGAAAGUAUAAAACAGCAGAGCUGUGUCUGUUCAUCCAGGAGCCUCAGCUCUCUAGUUCAACUCCACAAGACUUGGCAGGACUUGGUUUGAGGGGUGGAGGCUUCAGCAGCGAUGAAGACAACGCUUGCAGCCCUGAUACUUUGCCUGGUGGUGCUCAUGGCCUCUGCUUUCCCCUUUGAGAGGAAGGGGGCCUCACCAAGCUCUGCUGCUGCCAAGGAGAAGCAUGUGCAGUACGCGGCGAGGGACGACGUUAACAUCCUGGCCCACGGCCUGCUGCAGCUAGGCCAGAACCUGAAGGAGCACGUAGACAAAACCAAAGGCCAGAUGAGGGACAUCUUCACCAAGCUGAAAGCCUUCAACCGCACCACUGCCGAGCUGGGCAAAGAGAGCCAGAGGCAGCAGGUGGAGGGGGAGAGCCUGAGGGCCCAAGCUCGAGACCUGGAGGACAGAGAGGGCCAGCUCCUCAAUGUCACGGCUGAACUGAGGGAGAAGGUAGAGGAGAUGCAGCAGGAGAGGAGGACCAUGACCGAGAGGAUGAGCCGGCUGGAGGAGAGGGUGGACGGCAUGCUACAGGGACCCAGCAGCAGGAACAGCAGCGAUGCACGCAGCAUCCAGCUCAUGCUGGACUCUCAGAACAGACGUAUUGAUGAUCUGGUGGAGCGCAUCAGGCUCCAGCAGGAGAAACUGGACAAGCAGAACGUUCGCAUCAGGACGCUGCAGAGCCAGAUCCAGCAGCCCGGCCUGAGGCCCUCACCCCGGGGCAGCAGCAGCAGCGGCAGCACCGAGGGCUCCGCGCACAGCGACGCAGAGGAGCAGCGCGACUCGCCGCUCGAAAUGGCUACAGACUGUCAUGAACUGUUCCUGAGAGGAGAGACCACCAGCGGGGUCUACCCCAUCCAGCCAACUGACUCUGAGCCCUUUGACGUCUUCUGUGAGAUGACAGCUGAUGGUGGAUGGACAGUCAUCCAAAGACGCCAAGAUGGCUCCGUGGACUUUGACCAACUGUGGCAGGCUUACGAAAAAGGCUUUGGCAGCCUGAAUGGAGAGUUCUGGUUGGGCUUGGAAAACAUCCAUGCCAUCGCCAAAGAUGGCAGCUAUACCCUCAACAUCAAAUUCUCAGACUGGGGGGAUGACUCGGCAUCUGUCUGCUUCCCGUUUGAGCUUGGUGGAAGAGAAACCAACUACUCACUCCUGAUUCAGGAACCUGGCACCACCGAUGCGCUGGAGAGCUCCCUGACCACCGACUCAGCUCUCGCUCUGCCGUUCUCAACCCGGGACCAAGACAAUGACCGUAAAGGUGACAUUAACUGUGCCAAACACCUCUCUGGUGGGUGGUGGUUCAGCAACUGCGGUCGCUCCAACCUAAAUGGGAGAUAUUUCCAGAGCCCUCCUCCCAAACAGAGACACCAAAGGAAGCAAGCCAUCUUCUGGAAGACCUGGAGGGGGCGCUACUAUCCUCUAAAGUCAAGCAUAAUGAUGAUUGCUCCCGCCGCCAUCAACAAGUCUUAAAGAGUUGAAAGAGACAAAGAAGCAGAGUCUUGACUGUUCAUUCUUUAUUCAUUGCUGGUUUUUGUGUUAGACGCGCCCAACUCGUUUUUUCUUUGUGAGGGGGAAACCUGACACCAGAGCCCCAGUCCUGAAAACAGAAGGACAAAGUCAGAUGAAAAGAGUUUUCUGUGGUCUGUUGUGUGAAAAGACAGAUUCCUUACUGCUACAUGAGGCUACAGCCAAAGCCAAAUGUGCAGUGGAAAAUUUCUCUAAUAUGUUUUCCCGAUGAGGUUUCAUCCUGUAGAUGUGAGCAAGUCUCGGCUUGUGGACUGGGCUGGGAGUCAUCACGCAGUUUCCAACAAGCUCAGACGCCUCACUGGGGAUGAUGUGGCUUCUUGCUGAGGUUUGGUAAUUAGCAAAAGUGCAACAUGCGCCGGGGGGGGGGGUAGAAUCGGCGGACAAACAUGCGCCAACGGGGGGAGGUAACACUAUGUAAUGUGUUUUGAGGCAGUUGACCAAAAUCCCGGACGAUUUUGAAAUUCCCCCCGGACAUUUUUUUUGGUCUGAAAAGUAGGACAUGUCCGGGAAAAAGAGGACGUCUGGUCACCCUAAUUUACACUAGUGACAUGAUGAGUCAGCAAACUCUUAAAACCACAAGCUGUGGACCAAAUAACCAUCUAAAACAUAAACAGCAGAUUUCAGCAUGAUGAGGCUGGAGUUUGAUAACGGGGUGAACUGUUGUCAACUAGCUUUACGCUACGUUAGCAUCAAUAUUACUCAUCUUUCCUGCCUUUCUUAACACAUACUAUAUGUUCUAUAGUCAGAAUCGACUGAAAGUCUUCUUCACUGAUUUUUUUUUCCUCUGGAGGGUUUGAUAUUUAGUCAUAUUGACUAGUUCUUCAAUAAGUGGCAUUGUUUUGUACAUAUUUGAAAAAUGUCUGUUUUUUAGUAAAGUAUCUGUUUCUGAUCUUUGCCAGUUGACUUCAAAGUUUGAUGUUUUAAAUAUAUUUUUCUUAUUUAAAAUCCAUGUAUCUAUUAUGUGCUGCUUUCUGUUUGUAAUUUAUAUUGAGGUAUUUUGGGGGGGGAACUUAAGAGGGGGUAGAAGAAAAAUGACCAUUUUGGCCACAUUGAGCCAAUAAAACUGAUUUAAACAAA